Molecule: messenger RNA, 1096 nt
Organism: Lineus longissimus
Lineage: Eukaryota; Metazoa; Nemertea; Pilidiophora; Heteronemertea; Lineidae
Exons: 3
Coding region: 60-956 (298 amino acids)
Biological process (GO): DNA integration
Molecular function (GO): nucleic acid binding
Source: RefSeq, a predicted model, not a curated record
UCGAGGGUGACCUUCGGAGGCAGGGAAUUCGGGUACAACAGUACAGACUGCGAUGUUCCAUGUGGAGGGUUGAUCCCGACGGAUGCAACAUUCGAAGAAUUCGGAAUAUAAGAAGACGCAAGUUUUGGGUGAAGUCACCUUUGUCCUUGUGGCAUAUUGAUGGACAUCACAAACUAAUACAAUGGAAACUGAUCAUACAUGGCGGAAUAGAUGGCUUUAGUCGUCUUAUUGUAUACUUGAGCUGCAGUACUAACAACAAGUCAUCUACUGUGCUCAGUGUCUUCCAGGAAGCUGUCAAAACCUGGGGACUUCCAUCAAGGGUUCGCGCUGACAAAGGGGUGGAGAAUCGUGAUAUAGCCAUGUGGAUGCUUUCUCAUCCGAUGCGUGGUCCUAAUCGUGGAUCAUUCAUCACUGGGAGAAGUGUUCACAACUCUCGUAUUGAGAGGUUAUGGCGCGAUGUCUACACAAUUGUAGUUUCCACCUUCUAUCAGCUUUUCAGUCACAUGGAAGAUGAAGGCAUCUUAGACUGUGAAAAUAGUGUAGACUUAUUCUGCCUCCAUCACAUCUAUUGCCCAAGAUUAAAUGAGACUUUGGCUAGAUUCACCGAGGUGUGGAACAGUCACAAAAUUCGCACGGAGAGGAAUAUGACACCAAGGCAACUUUUCAUCAAAGGCCUAUCUACUCUUGGUGGACCGGAUCUUAUUGCAAGGGAAUAUUUCGAAGAACUGAAUCAGACUGAAAUUCUGCACUUCGGCUUGGACCCAGAUGCACCAAUUCCACUUGAAGACCGUGUGGCCAAUGAGAUUGUGGUACCGAAUAUCCUGAUACCAAUUGAGGAGGAACUGGUUACAAGAAUCUGUGAGCAGUUUGACCCAAACAAUAAUGAUGAUGAAUGGGGUUUAAACUCAUAUAGACAAAUGAGACUCCAUGUGAUGUCACUGUUACCUCAAUCAUGAAUAGAGAUUGCAAAACAUGUACAAACUUACUUAGUCAAAAGUAUAUGAAAUAAAAUGUAAUUACCUAAGGCUGAAAAAUUGUUAGUUUAUAAUCCACCCACGCAUGACGAAAUCAGGAUGCAUCAAAAAAUGUGUUUUGU